This is a messenger RNA of Pocillopora verrucosa, 3311 nucleotides long. RefSeq names its product protein APCDD1. Gene Ontology annotation, biological process: negative regulation of Wnt signaling pathway. Lineage: Eukaryota; Metazoa; Cnidaria; Anthozoa; Scleractinia; Pocilloporidae. The record is from RefSeq and is a predicted model, not a curated record. Gene Ontology annotation, molecular function: Wnt-protein binding. Gene Ontology annotation, cellular component: plasma membrane.
AGAGUUAGAUUUAAGACUUGAGAGAGAUACAAGUUUGCAAACGUCAUGGAUGCAACAAGGGUUCGCCUUACCUUAGCUUUUAUUUGGAUGUUACUAGUGCUGUCAAGAUGCGAAGCUAGUAAAGACAAUUGCCUUAACAUCGUUCAGUACAUAUACCACAGCCUUGGAUUACGAAGCCGUGCACAAGGUGCCCCGAAUAUAGCGGGAGAGUGGACCUCAUCGAGCUGUGAGGUAAGACCUGGUCCACAGUUUUUUACACGGUAUAUCAAGAUCUUACGGAACUCCACGUGGGAAGGUUAUUUCCAUCGCUAUAACGACUCACAAUGUUCCGAACCCAAGUUAAGUCUUUACAUGAGAGGAUUUUACAAGGUAAUGGACGAACCUUUGGAAACCAUAAAGGGCAGUAACAAGGCAUUCUUCAACUUCUCAACGAUACAGCUCUACCCGCACAACGGCUACGAGCAGGAGAUGGUUAUCAAUACGUCAGCCGGGCAUUGUCCGAAUACGCUGGAGGUUGUGAGAAGCCUAGACUCUACUGAUGUUUUUGAAGUAGAUAAUAGAGCAUUUAGACGACGAGCUUGUAGGAACGCAUUUGGAUUCUUGGAAUCGGAAUUUUCUGGAUUAAAGCUCGAAACUCGGAGAAAGAAAAGCUCUAAAUAUGAUAAGCUGUAUUUUGGUGAGGUCCCCACCACAAGAGUUUCUAGAAAGUACAAGCCCAAUUCUUACCAGCUCCCACUGAUUAGGUACAAUUCUCAUAAUUGUACCAAAUGUAUAAAAAUUCGAUUGGGCACUGGAGCGCGUCCACCAAAGUUUGUUUGGAAACCACCUCGUCUUGGGUUAUUAGAAGGAGAGUGGGCAAGCACAACUUGUGAGGCAAUCCCAGGAGGCGCAUUCUUGACGCGUCACUUCAAAUUCACUAACAAUCAAAGUUCACGUAAAUGGGAAUGUAAUUAUUAUUUCUAUGUGGAUUCAGAAUGCAAAAAGCGUGACUUUGAACUGAAUGGGAAAGGACACUUUUCGUAUGCAAUACCUUCCAAAGCGGUGAAUGGGGCUUCUGAAUACGUGUUCACCAUGACAGAGGCAGCCAUUAGGCCAUUGGAUAAGAUCACUACGCGAAUGUUGAACACCGCUACACCUAAUACAUGUGGCAAAACUGGAACUUGGAAGACAAACGUCAAGCAAGAUAUCACACAAACUCAAGGUUGUAAAUUGUACGGCAUUUCACUCCCGAACACCGAGUACGAUCUCCUGAAGAUGGACACUGAUCAUCGAGACAAUAGACUUCUUUAUGUGGGACAACGAGCUAGUGAUGGUUCCGACCCCUCUACUCCCUCGAGGAGAGCAACGUCAUUCCAAGUACCACUUAUCGAAUGCACAUCGUACAAAUUUAAAUUUGUACCUCCUACAACUCGCCCAACAACUCGUCCAACCACCCGAAUUGGCAUUGUGUUCUCUAUUGGGACGUUGCCAACCAAGAGAAAGGAAAGUACCACCAGAAGGCGAACUGAUCGCGAUCCUGGCCGUCAAACAACCCACAACAGAAGUGGAAAUGGUUCUGAUGUAAACACGGAGAAUGUUGAAUACCUUUACCGAAACAGUGCAGCCAGCUUGUUAAGUAAACUUUUGUUGGUGCUAAGCACAGUCGUCGUUAGCAUUUUGACGAAUUAAAUUUUUCAUAAAUAAUGAGAUGCUACGCGAAACAUGUAACAAAACUCCUUUUGAACUGUAAAAGAAAACAAUUACACAGUUUGAGCGCGGUCAAAGGGUGGUAUAUUUCAUAGAUUAAGACUGUUCCUUUUCAAAAAUGACUUUUUCGUUAUUGUUAGAUGGAACCUCUGACAAUCUUAGUAUAGUGUCGCCUUUUGGCUGAAGUGCUCGAAACAGUACUUAAACAAAUGGACUGAGGGAAAGACUGGCAAAAUGAGUUGGGGAGUUCUAGAAGUAUAAGUGGCAGAGGGUAGCGUAAAAACUUCUUUAAGCAUCGUUCCCUGAGUGAAUUUGUUGAUGAGGAAAUACGAAAACUAAUCGCUGAAGUUGAUUUUGCCAGACUCGAGGAAACAUUUUUCUGAAGACUUCAAAAAGGACGGUCUAAAUUUUUUUAUGAAAUCAAAAUAUUCUUGGAUUAUUUCUGGUGUAUAAUUUCCCAACUGGGAUAUGUUACAAGCUCUGAUUAAUAACAAAACUCUAUCGCUUUUUGUUAGUCGAAAGAUUAACUAGCUUUUCGGGUGUUUGCCAAACAUUCCAAAAGGGUUCUUACAACAGUAAACCGGUCUAUUGAUUGAUAAAUAUUUUUUCAGAAGCUAACAUUGUGGGCAAUAUUCUGGGUUAAGACAAUGGGAUAAAUCGUAUGUAUAAGGACCGAUUUGGGCGUUUCAACUUCGCAGUAUUCCCUGUGCGAAUAAGGAGAAUUUUUACCUUUAGAGACUAAUGAUUAUCAUGGAUUGUGAAAAACGUUAAAAACUUCAUAUGCACGAUUCUCGCGUGAAGAGCAACGAAACUUAAACUUCCAAAGAGUGUUUUAGUUAAGUUUUGUCAGUUUAGUUUUGCAAGUAACGUUGGAAAAAACGAAUGAAUUGAAUCAAAGUUUUGUAGAUAGAAUACAUUUUCAUUAAAACUGCACAGGAGUAUUGGAAAACGUUGUGUUCCAUUUCAUAAGUAUUGCUAUAACUUAGGUCAUCUUCCGGAAAGAACGGUUGUCGGUAAAGAGUUAAACGUUUCCAAAAGAAGUCAGAAGUCAUCAACAGAGUGAAGUUACUCAUCAACAGUUUGUUUAGUAAAUGAACUUAAGUCAAUUUACAAUGGGUUUACUUUCCAUUGCAUUACACUUCAAAACUCCUAGCUUUCAUUUUUUUCUCAUUAGGCUUGUAUUACAUUGUUCGGAAAAAGUCUACUUAUUUUUUGCAACAGAAAUCACAGGAGUUGUCUUUUGCCUAAAUAUAGACGAGUCAGUCUUUUUCUGGAUGUUCUUACGUUUUAUGGUUAGCUUGUCGGGGGCUUCAGCACAAUAUAAGUUCAUUAUCAUCACGUUGGUACUAAUAUCUAGUUAGAAAGAACCGAAAUAUGUCUUAAAUGAUAUUUUCAGAAAAGAUUUAGUUGGUUGCACAUAUAUUUGAGGUUAAUCCCUUUUUAGGAUUACCGGCGAGGUUAGAGUAGGAGCCACGAGCGGCACUAAUGAUCCCAGCCACAGGAAACAGUGCAGACUAUUAACUAGGAAAUGCAAAGGGAGAGGUUAAGCCAGUCGAUACCCCGGAAUACUAAUAUCGUGUUGCAAGGAAAUUCUUCAGUUAAUUAAAUAGAGGUAUUUUGAAUAA